GCGCUCCAUCCCGUUGCAUGUCUGCUCAUCCCGUCGCGAAUUUAACUGAAUAUACCUUUGCCGACGCCCCUGUAUUUUGCACAUCAUCCGGCCAACGCACUGUCCUGGGCUGUGCUGCAUCUCUGCCCAAGUUACGGAUAAGCAGCCCACGACUGUCCUGAGGGCUUGCUUUCCAACUACGUCAUUCUUUCCGAUAUCGGCUCGUCAAAGCAUCCGAAUGCCAAUUGAUGCACACCCAGAUCAUAAUCCGGUUGGCCUGCCAAUGGAUUCAGCCGCCCAACCCGCCAAGCAGCCAGACAGCCCCGAUGCUGGACCGCCAGUGGGGCUCCAGGCCAUGCCAGACGAAGUACUCUUGAUGAUAUUUGCCCGGCUCUCGGCGGAGACGCUGGUUCGAGUUCGGCUGGUGUCCCGGCUUUGGUAUCGUCUGAUUGACCACGGCCCUUCCUUCCUCUGGAAGCAAAUCUGCUGCGAGUUGUGGCAGACGCCCGCAUCACUGUCGGCGGAGACUCGGUUCCGCCACUGGUUUUGGAAGGAGCGGCAUCGAUACAACCUCCGGUGGAUGAGCAAGCAGUACAAGUUUGAGUUUUUCGAGGAGCCACUGGAUCUGUUCUUUGCCUCGACGGUGGUGUCGGUCUCGGGCAACCUGAUGGUCUAUGGUUCUGAUGACACCCACACGAUCUUUACCAGGAGGCUGACAGACCAGCUCAUCGUACGGCGCCUGGACGACAUGAGAGUGAUUGCAUCGCUUCCCGGAUAUCGCGUCCAUCAUCUAUGUCUCUAUCAGAACCUCAUCUUCAGCGCGGACUACUCUCCACACCUUCGGGUGCAGCGUCUUGCUGUCGAUGGUCACAUCACUCCGCAACAAAAGCAUGGAGACUGGUCCGCUGAACAGCGACUUCAGCAAAGCCCGGGCGAAUUUGGAUUCCCUGCAAGCCUUCUCCAGCCACCCAAAGGCUCACACGGCGAUGGCCAGCGCCCUUGCUCCAAUAGGAACCUCGAUACGAGCCCCACCAACCCAAUUCCUCGCCAGCACCACGAUCGUGAUAGCGAGUACCAACACCAACGGUCCGCUGUUCAAGAUCAGAGCACAUGCGAGUGCCGAUGGAGCGGUCACGACAACGACCCUAACCAAUGCCUGCCAACCAGCACCACUCUCGAGUGCGCCCCGAUCGACGACGAGCCCAUUGUCCGAAUCGUCUGUGACGAAGCUUCGCGAACCCUGGUAUGUGGGUUCAUAAGCGGGCUGAUGCGAUUCUGGACACUGCCCGACCUGAAGCCACUCGAAGCAGCGCAUGAUUUCACGCACAUCACUCAGCUCGCCAUCACUCCAGACUACCUCUUUGUCGGAGGCGGCGCCCUCGACAAUCAGUUUCUCGGUAUCUAUGGCAUUUCGACGCGCAAACUAUUGUACGUCAUUCGGUGCUCGUACUCGGACGUCCAGGAGAUGGCUGCUGCCCGGGGAAUCACGGUCGGGCGGAUCCAAGAGUACCAUGUCUGGACGGUCGAAUCAAUCUCGGCGCAAGGCUCCCUGGUGGCAUGCAACUAUGGAGUGCAGGGCGUCUACAUCAUCUUCGACGUCAAGCGGCUCGCACAAAACGAGAACCCGCUCGUCAGCAUCAUUGACGAGUCGUUCCGGGACCUGACGAAGUUCCACACGCCCGACCGCGGAUACAUCCGGCUGGGGCUCUACAAUCCCAAGAUUGCGAUGCACGACCGAUUCCUGUUCACGGCAAGCCUGCGCAAGAGCGAGAUAUCGGUGUGGGACCUGCACACAGGCGCCCGGCUCUACCGCCUCUCGGAGCCGUUUGGGACUGAAGUUGGCCCGCUUGGGCAGCAUGAACUCGUCACCAGCAUCUCGGAUAUGAGGCUGUCGCCCGACGGGCGCAUGCUGAUCGUCUCGGCCUUUGGCGGGAUGCUCUAUGUCUGGCGGGUCGACCAGGAGACCAUCGGCGCUGCAUCCGACGCUGACACUGGCGAGGCACAGCGAUACAGCAGUCGCUGUGCAAUCUCCAGAAAUGCGCUCGGCAGAUUCAUCGGCGAGCGCACCCAGCGGCUCUCAGCGGCAAAGGCCGAGACCCGCCUGGGGAAGCGGUACUGACGCGGGCGCAGGGCCAAGCAGCGAGCCUCAUUGUCCGUGGGUGCGAAACCUUUGGUCAGCGGGCUGUUUCAUGGUCGCUCGAAUACAAACAAAUCGCCGAUCAA
This is a messenger RNA of Polychytrium aggregatum, 2202 nucleotides long. RefSeq names its product WD40-repeat-containing domain protein. Gene Ontology annotation, molecular function: protein binding. The transcript has 4 exons. The coding region runs from base 218 to 2098 and encodes 626 amino acids. NCBI's taxonomy places the organism in Eukaryota, Fungi, Chytridiomycota, Chytridiomycetes, Polychytriales. The record is from RefSeq and is a predicted model, not a curated record.